AUGGCAGAAACUUUAACCCGAAAUGAGUCAGACCUGACAGACCCCGAUCCCGACGACAUCUUCUCCUCCGCCGUCCUCGCCGCCAAUUAUUCCGACGACGACGAAUCCACCGAAAGAAUCGAGGAAGAAGAAAAUGACCAAGACGACGAGGACGAUUUCGGCGGCUUACUUGAUAGAUCCUUUGUCGAGUCAGGAAAUGAUGCUCUUUCGUGA
This is a messenger RNA of Oikopleura dioica, 213 nucleotides long. NCBI's taxonomy places the organism in Eukaryota, Metazoa, Chordata, Appendicularia, Copelata, Oikopleuridae. The record is from the annotation of a GenBank genome assembly.